This is a messenger RNA of Didymosphaeria variabile, 1791 nucleotides long. RefSeq lists its product as uncharacterized. The coding region runs from base 1 to 1791 and encodes 596 amino acids. NCBI's taxonomy places the organism in Eukaryota, Fungi, Ascomycota, Dothideomycetes, Pleosporales, Didymosphaeriaceae. The transcript is spliced from 2 exons. The record is from RefSeq and is a predicted model, not a curated record. Gene Ontology annotation, molecular function: DNA binding; zinc ion binding. Gene Ontology annotation, biological process: DNA-templated transcription. Gene Ontology annotation, cellular component: nucleus.
AUGUGGUAUGGUGAUCUGGCUCUGCAGUACAUUGAGGAGGCAUUCCGCGAGUGUGGAGAUGAUGCUCCCCCGUUGGUCCUGCUCCAAGCUCUUGUCCUGGUGACGCAUCAAAUGCUAACGCGGGGCGUGCGUGGACGUGCGUGGAGGCACCUUGGUACCUGCGUCCGCGUCGCAUACGAAUUAAACCUUCACUUAUUAGACUCGCAAGGGACCAGCACUGAUCAAGCAGAGGAUGCAGCGCAGUGGUGCCAUAAGGAGGAGCGCAGACGCACUUGGUGGGCUAUCUGGGAGAUGGACACAUUCGCAAGUACGAUAAGGCGGUGUCCUACAGCUGUAGACUGGUCCCAGAACGAGACCUACCUACCGGUCGAAGACGAGCACUGGUUCGAAGGCAAAGCACAUCCCAGUUGCUUUUUGGAGUUGGAGCUCACCAAUCGCUGGAAAGUGUUGCUCCACUGUGGCAACAACUCUCCCAAAGCUUGGUUCAUCGUGGUCAAUUCUCUGAUGAAAGAAGCACAGGCAAUCUCGAGCCCGAGAGGAAUCUACCAUUCCUCAAAUCUCGAACGCAGUGCUCGGACAACUCAAUCCAACGGCCACGAGAAGAACAUGAAUCGCCCCAGGAGGGGUAGCGGCGACCAGCUUUCCACCAUCUACAACUCGCUUCGAUGUUUCAGUUUGGCACUGCCAUUGCAUUUGAAGUACCGCAAUCAGUAUCUUGGGUUCCAGACGAAGGCUCCAGGAUCGAUCAAAUCCCCACGCCAUCUUCAUAGUGCUAUCUACAGCAUACAUCUCAUGACUCAACUUACGAGGUUCAUGAUUCACCACUAUAGAGUCUUCGGAGGUACUGGCCGCUCGGCUCUUGUCCGGAAAGAUGUGACCGCCAAGGCCAGUCCUGCCAGGAAUGACACGUCUGGUGACACCAAUGCUAGCCAUGACACAAUGGCCAUCGAUGGAUAUUUUGAGGCGGCCGACAACAUUCUGAACAUAGUCGAUCGCAGCUCUGAUGAGCACUACCGGUACAUGAACCCAUUCCUUGCGAGCACAGUCUGGCUCGCCGCUGCCGUUCAGCUAGUCCGGAAAGAAUUCGGUUCCGCAUCAACAAAUAAAACGCUUGCCAAAUCCAAGUACGAGGUCUUGUUUCUGAUGUACAAUCAAUAUGUCCGUUAUUGGAACAUUUCGACUGCUUUGGGACAGAACCUCGACGCUCUCGAGCACCAACUUGGACGCUUCCAUGAGUCUCAGCAGGCAGGAGGUGGAGGUGGCUUAGCCAAUAAUACAGGGCGCAUCCCAAGCGAACAACGGAAGCAAAGCGUACAAAAUGGAAGUGUCGAAAAGCAUUGGGUUGGGGACCAUCGCAACGCAGAGACCGAUCGCAGAAGCUCGGUCGUGAAUAAUGGUAGGAUUCCUCAGCACUUAGUGCACGACACGGAGCCAAUAGUAGCUAAACUGUACCUAGACGAUCACACGAUUAGUCCGCAGAAUACGAAUGGCGGCGAGCUUCUGUCCAGCACGAACAACUAUCCUUCCGGUGCUAUUCCACAAAACGGCACGCAAGGCUACCCGCCUCCAUCUGAAACUCUUGUCGAUCCCUUGAAUGUAGAUCCCAGCGCGCCUCAAGAUGGCUUAAACUUCUCCAACAUUGGAAUUAAGGACUCACUAUCCAUGAUGGCACCUCAAACUCAAGAUGUGCUUGAUCUGGAUGGCUAUUCAUUCGAUUUCGGGAUUGGAGAUAGCAGUACAAUGCUAUCUUCCUAUCUAAACGAAUUACUGAGUGGUUCAUACCCUGGUUGA